Adelges cooleyi (spruce gall adelgid) is the source of this 1379-nucleotide messenger RNA. RefSeq lists its product as uncharacterized. The coding region runs from base 193 to 1341 and encodes 382 amino acids. Lineage: Eukaryota; Metazoa; Arthropoda; Insecta; Hemiptera; Adelgidae. The record is from RefSeq and is a predicted model, not a curated record. The transcript is spliced from 6 exons.
AAUCGUUAUUCGUGGAUAAGUUAACAUUGUUAUUUUUAUAAUGACUUGUGAAUACAAUUUUUUUAGAUUUUACAUUAAAUGUAUUUUUUUAGUGUUAACAAAUUAUUAAUUUACACUUAUCUGACAAAAGGGUUAUUAUUUGGUUUGCUCUUAAGGAAACAGAAUUAAAUCAUUUUUAACUGUUUUUUAACAAUGCGUAUAAAACUGAAUCGUAAGCUCUUAUCGCCUGAUACAAUAUGUCCAGAACUCUGUUGGCUAUAUGUAGAUACUUCAAAAAUAUUGCUUAUAAAAGAGUUAAAAGUUAAAGUUAAAUCUGUUCUAAGGGAAAAACACGAUAUAGAACUAUGUUUUGAUGGUAUACCAUUCCUAGAUGAAGAUGAAAUUAACGCUAUUAACGAUAGUGAAGAAAUAAGUGUGAUAAGAAAAGAAACAAACAGUAUUGCUGAACCACAAAUAAUUAAAAUCGACAUUCCUGAGACACUCACCAGCUUUAUGAAUAGUACUAGUAAUAAUUUAUCGAAUGGAAAUCUAAAGUUCAUUCCUGAAAAUGGAAAUAAUAGUUCUGCUUCUUCUGUUGUUAUAAAUUCUGAAAAAAAGAAACGAAAACGAACACAUAAAAAAAAAAAUAAACAAGAAAAUAAUCAUGUGAAAAUGGAAAAUGAUAGAAAUCAAAGUGAGAUUCCUUGUUUUUCUUCUGAGAAAGGAAAUGGUGAUCAUAAGCGAUUUAAAUUGGAAGAAGAAAAUAAUGCUCAAUCUUUUGGUUGUUCGGAAUCAGUAUCUUCAGAUGAAGAAAUACUUCAUGUAACAAGAGAUGUGUAUCGUUGUAGUGCACCACCAAUGCCUAAUAAAAAAGUUUCCAGCAUUAGCUUAGACGUUUGGAAACCACAAUAUAAAGAAUCAAAUACUAAGUUUAAUACUGGCGUACCAGUAUUUAUACGAGGCCAAACAAACAAACCUUCUUCAGACAUAAUACAGAAUAACACUUUCGUUGACAAUAAGAUGCAACAAACUAGUGUAAAUGAAGAUUGUGAUAUGUUAAUCGUAGAUUGGAAGAACAUGUCAACCGUUAAAGUUACGAGUUUAUCAGAAUUAAAAAAUUAUGAUUUAUUACAAUUUAAAACUUUAGCUCUGAAUGAAAAUUGUGAACCUCAAAUGUCAUCUGUAAUAACAUCACGAUUAAUAAACAUUGAUAGUGACACAUUAUAUAUUGAAGUGUUGUCUGGCAUCAAAGAGUUUAUGACUCUAAAUCCGAAGUUCAGAAUGGAUGAUGAGGAAGAAGAAAUUGAAACUUGUCGUAGUGUAAGAUAUAGUGAUCUUUGUGAUUUGGUCAAACUCAUUUAGUUGUUAUGACAAUAAAGGUACAUUUUUUUUUAUGAAAA